GGUGUGAGCAAGCUGUCCUUCGCACACUCCCUCUCCUCCUCCCACCCACCCUCCUCCUCUCCCUCCUCCUCACUCAUCACAGCAGCAGCCGGAACUCUCUCCCUCGUCUUUGGAGUUACUCUAGCCCUAUGUGCUCCCUUCAAUGCCCCUUGGCUCUUUGCUCUCCUGCUUGGAACGGAUCUGCUUGUAACGGGGACAGCUGCUCUGUUCCUGGCAGCUUCUGCCUCUGCUGCUGCAUCAG
Molecule: messenger RNA, 241 nt
Organism: Closterium sp. NIES-65
Lineage: Eukaryota; Viridiplantae; Streptophyta; Zygnematophyceae; Desmidiales; Closteriaceae
Source: the annotation of a GenBank genome assembly